Messenger RNA from Pristis pectinata (smalltooth sawfish), 3021 nucleotides. RefSeq names its product transmembrane protein 255B. NCBI's taxonomy places the organism in Eukaryota, Metazoa, Chordata, Chondrichthyes, Rhinopristiformes, Pristidae. The record is from RefSeq and is a predicted model, not a curated record. Bases 82 to 1221 code for a protein of 379 amino acids. The transcript is spliced from 9 exons.
UUUGGCGAGAGUCUGCGCCCUGUCGGCUCGGCACCGGAUGAUUCCCAUCUCCCUGCCAUUACCAGGACGGGCUGUCAGUGAAUGUGGAGCCGGGAAGGUCAGGUUCGGGGCGCAGGGACGUGGAAACCCGAGGUGCUUUCGACUCCGGGAAGACGAGACCGGGCUCAGUACCUGGCGACUGCACAGCACAGCGAUAGCUCCCCCUCACCGUCCCACGCCGCUCCCCGCACCAGUUUCACUUGCAGAGAGAAGCGCACCAUGCAACAAUUCCUGGGCCAAAAUCUACCCCAAGUUCGUUCCGAACUAUUCGAGUUACUGAUGAAAAGGAAGAAGAGAGCUAUAUGGCUUUCAAGCAUUCUCCUACUUCUGUCACUCCUAAUCACCGCUGUCGGUAUAUUCACUGCAACAAGAACAGAGAAUAUAAGUGUCAUCGGCUAUGCAUCUGGAAUAAUUCUUGCCUUUGGGUCUUUCCUUGCACUGCUGGGACUCUUUCUGGAUGAAAAUCGGAAACAACUGUUGGUUGCAGCCAUUAUCUUCCUCAGUUUUGGAGUUAUUGGAGCAUUUUUCUGUGUGAUCGUGGAUGGAGUCUUCACCGCCAUAAACAUUGACCUAAGACCACUGCAUGCAGGGAGAUGCCAAUAUUAUACCAGUGGACACAACUUUAUUUAUGAGAAUUAUCUGACGAGUGUGCCAUGCCAGAGCCUCACAGAAUCUUGCGAUCUGAAAGUGCGGAGUAACACUUGCUACUGCUGUGACUUGUACAACUGCGCAAGUGGUGAUUAUCUGAACAAUUACUUUGAAUUCGCUGGAGUGAAGAAUUGCCAGGAGGUACACAUGGUCUACAUUAUGAUUUGGCUCGUGACGGCGCUAAAUGUCUCUGCCUUUCUUUUGGGAAUCAUCACCACUGCCAUCCUUGGCAGCUUCAAAAAUAUGGAGUCUCUCAUUGGACCUGAGGUUAGUUUCCAGCUCUUCCACAUUCAAAAUUCCAGAUGCAAGUCCAAGGAGCAGCUGGAGACCCAGCCCAUACUAUCUCCAUCUGCACCUCUCCUGCUGCACGAGCAAGCAGUGGACACAAUGCGCCAGGGACGCCCUACUCAAUACAUGCCAAUGGCUGCAUCGCUGCCUAGCUGCGAUUUUAACUGUGCAAAGAACACCAAUCCUCCUCCUUUCGCCCCAUUAUAUAAUUUGCUGCCAGAUAAACCAGUGGGGUAUCCAAUAUGAUCACUUCUUGCCUGUCUCUGUGUGAAGGCCAACUACCCUGUCACUACACAUCUGUCAUUACAGAUCUGCAGCUCCGAACAAUAAGACUUCAAGGGGUCAUUCAUGUUUUUGUACAAUUAUAUUCAAUGGAUGAUGGAGAGAAAAUGACUUACUUUAUGUCCCACAUGAUUUUUAUCUCCUUUUCCUUCAUUGUAAGAUAAUUUGAGUGUUGGACUUUCCAUCACAUAUUUACAAUAUUGUACAAAAUCAACAUCUAUCCCUUGAGAUUUUUGUUAAAGUGUGACAUGCAUUGAUAACACUCUGUUAACCAAUUGUAUAUAUUUAUAUCAUAUACAUUGUAUUUUUCCUUAUUAGCUACAUAGAAUUCACAUAAAGAAAAUAUCCAACAUUAUAACUAAAUUUGCCAUGUAGUAGAAUGAAAUAAAACUCCCUAUUAGUCCUGCUUGUAAUGAUAAUUAGCAGUUAAUUUGACUUUCCAUGCAUAAGGAACAGUGUACUGCAUAGGGCAAUGCACUUUCAGUUUCCAAGGACCAAUAUCAUUCCACGUGUCCUGACUUCAAUUGAUGGUAAAUUUCAGCAUUAUUCAUUCCAGUUGAUUUGGAAUGUCCUCCUGGUCAGCUUCUCAGCUUCCCCCCUUCCCCCAUCAGAGAUGGUCUCACCCAAAACUCUGAUACUCUUCAUCCUAAUUCAUACCAUCCAACCCCGUAGAAGUCAGCAUUGAUUGACUGUACACCAACAAAUUCAAUCCUUAUCCCCCCACAUCCAAAUCCCCAUAACCUCGAUCUGUCCCAGAACCCUGUAAAACUUUACACUCCUCCAACAGUGCUCUCUUGUGUACUUCCUGCGUUCUUUGUCCCACUUUGGUAGCUGCUCAUUCAGCUGUCUUAUUCCUGAGCCAUGAACUAUCUCCCUAAACUCUUAACCUCUCCUGCUUCAACUCGUGUCCUAAGUAGUAAGUAAAAUCCAGUGAUUCCACAGCCAAAAGUUCACAUCUGCAGUCCUGCCACACCCAGUUAUGAAUGGACAACGACCCAGCUAGCAGGAGGAGGAGGCCUCAAGGACAUUCCCAUCCUCAGUGGAGGCAGAGUCGAGUAUGUGAGUGAUAAAGGCAGCCAUCUUCAGCCAGAAGUGCGAAGUGGAUAAUGCAUUUUGGCUUCCUGAAGUCUCCAUUGCAGAAAUCAGCUUCCAGUCAAUUCAGUUCAUUGCAUGUGACAUAAAGAACACAUGCUGUAAAGACCAAGGACAAGGCAACCUCCAGACUACAGAAGUGAAAGUUUGUACACCAGAACCAGCCACUUCAAACCAAGCUUUACUCAUGCAGUGAAAGCACUGACACCUCCCUGACAACUCAGAAAAUUGCCCAGAGCAGGAAAAUUUAAACGUAGCACACCCUCAAGCAAUUACCAAUGUACUGAGAAGUGCCUUUGAUAGCACUAUCAAGUGGCACUCAAUCACUAAUUUGCAGAUGCUCAUUUUGAAUUUUGCCAGGGCAUUUGUCUCCAGACCGCCUCAUAGCUUUGGUCUGUACAUGACCCAAACAGGAGGCAGAGGGUGUUGGUCAAGGUGUGUGUGUGUGUGUGUGUGUAUAUAUAUAUAUAUAUAUAUAUAUAUAUAUAUAUAUAUAUACAUACACACACACACAAACAAUUUGGAUGUGAAUGUAGGAAGUAUAAAUAGUAAGUUUGCAGCUAAUGCAAGAAUGAUUGGUGUUUUUGAGAGUGUGGAAGGUGGUCUUCAGUUGCAGAGCAAUAUUUACGAGUUGGUGAGAUGGGUAGAGGAAUCAGAGAAACAAAGGACCGC